AUGCUGGACCCAGUCUGGGCGUCUCGCGACGCUCGCCGUUCCCACUUUCACGAAUCUGACUCGCAAUCCCAUCAUGACACGUGUCGCACAUCGGGAACUCGCCUGAGACGGAUGGCGGAAGAAGAGGAAGACACACCGGAGAUUUUUAUCGACCGCGAUCCGAAAACGUUCGGCGUGCUCCUGAAUUUCCUGCGGUCCGGUGUUCUUAAUAUUCCGUCUGGGGUUACCGUUGAUGCGGUUCUUAGCGACGCGGACUAUCUCGGCCUGCUGGACGCCGUUAAGGCAGCGCUCCUGCCGCCUGCUCUGGACGCGAAUGAAAUGCAUAGGACGUCCGUUCUUCGCCCCAACGUGGGCCCUGCUGACGUGUGCACGGCCCUGGCCGCGCAUGAAGACGGCUCUGUUGACGUGGCACAUGGCGCCCGGGUGACGUGUUAUGACUGGAUGCUACGUCACACCGCCACCAUUAUCACCGACCUUCCCCAGGUGGACACCAUUUGUCGGCUGUCAGAGUCUCGGAUCAUCGUGGGGGGCGGCAAGGGCUGUUACCAUCUGCCCAUCUACGACACACGUGGCUAUGACAAUACAUUGAGCACACUGAGCAAAUUUGACGAAGAUAAUUUCACGCCGGCCUUUCCUUCCUCCUAUGGCUCCUCCCAUCCCGCCUACCCCUCGCACUCCCCUUACUCCUCCCCCUACUACUCUUCCCGCUCCAAUUCCCAGACCACUUACGGUUCUCCUGCCACCCUCCCAUCCCUCUCCCCCUCCUCUCUGUCCACCUACACUCCCUCUCCCUUGACCCUCAACCAACCACCCCCCUCCUCCUCCAUCUCCCCAAUCAUCCUCCCCCAAUCCGCCUCCCACUACCCAACCCCCACCACCAACCCCCUCUACUCUCCCCCUCUCCAUCCAUCCCUCCUCCCUCCCUCCUCCGCGUUCCCCUCCCCCUACUCCCCAUUCCCUCCAACCUGCAAAAUCGGCUCAGUGGCUCUCAGAGGGGCCUCCCACCCAUCUUUCCGCUCCAUAGUUCAAUCAGACCGCUUCUUAUUCGUGGCAAGCUUGAGAAAGACUCUUGGGGUGGAGUGGGGGGUGGGGAAGGCGGUGGGGGUGGUGGAUCGGGGCACGCUGCAGAGCGUGGGUGAGGCAGGACCGGCACCUAUCACCACUAGACGGAUGGGCGGCCCCGACAAGCUCCAGUGGCUGCCUUCCCGGAACCUUCUCAUGGUCCGUUGCAACCAGCUGGUGUGGGACUGGCUUGAAUUCCACGUUGUGCCCUCUCGUCCCUCGUACUUCACCGUUUCCCAUGCUCUUACACUCCCAAUGUUCACAGCUGGCAUCCAGGGGGGCAGUGAGGGGCCCGCACCUCUCCUUGCUCCUCAAGGCCUCCCCUUCCGCCCCCGAUUCCUCUUCCCGCCUCUCUGCUUUCGACCUGAGGAAGCUGCCGCUGCCUGGGACAGCGGGAGUGGUGUUAGCACUGCAGCAGCAGCAGCAGCAGGAGCAGGAGGAGCAGGUGGAGCAGCAGGAGGAGCCGGUUUAGGGUUCUCUAUCACAGGCGCACCCACAGACCCCUCAACAAGCAGCAGCAGUAGAGGCUUUGGAAAUAUCUACCGACCAGCAGCAGUAUCAGGGCCUGUGCCAGUAGCAGGAGGGCCGGUUCCCUCCAUAGGCCAGGACAGCUGGACCGUCAUGCAAUGGCAAUCCCCUGACUCGCUGCGAAUCGGAGGAACCAGCACGCAAAGAGACUCGGGCAGGGUGGAAACGAGCACGAUUCGCCUGCUCGUCGUCCCGGGCAGGUCGCAAACUGUUUGCAACCGCUGCCCGUCGCUGGAAGUGUGGACUCCGGUCAGCAAUCCGUUUGUUCCUGUUGCCACGGGCAGGCUAGGCAGAUGGGCAUCAAUGGAUGAAGAAAAGUUUCGAGGGGCUCUAUCCGUAGGGGGGGGACAGGGUGGGAUAGGGGGAAUCGGGGGAAUGGGGGGAUUUGGAGGGGCGGGAGGAGGGGGUGGAGGAGGAAGUGGGGAUGAUGCGUGGGGAGGGUACCCCAGAGGGGCUUUAACUCCUGGUUCGCUCACUGCUGCGGCUGCAAGGGGGUUUGAACCGCCGCCUGUAGAUGCUACAGGAGCGCGUUAUACAGGGGAUGAAGUGGCUGCUGGUGUUGAUUCUUUGAGUUCUGCUGCUGCUGCUGCUGCUGCUGCCACUGGUGCUGGUUCUUCUGGUGGUAGUAGCAAUGGAAAUAGCACUGCUGCUGCUGCUGCUGCUGCUGCUGCUGCUGCUGCUGCUGCUGCUGCUGCUGCUGCCGCUCCUCCUCCCACAAGGUUCGAUCCAUACUCCUUCCGUAAAACCUAUGGGGACACCAUGGGUGAAUAUCAAAGGCGACGGGUAAACUUUGAAGCGCCCCCCGAUCACUGGGUGUACGACAUGGCCUUUGGCGGGAACCGGCUGUUUCUGGCUCGGGACGACCAGCGGCCGGGAGGUUCGGGGCUAGGAGAGAAAGGGGAUAAGGAGGGGAAGAGUGGGGGAGGGUGGGAUGAGGAAAGGGGAAGAUGA
Closterium sp. Naga37s-1 is the source of this 2541-nucleotide messenger RNA. The record is from the annotation of a GenBank genome assembly. NCBI's taxonomy places the organism in Eukaryota, Viridiplantae, Streptophyta, Zygnematophyceae, Desmidiales, Closteriaceae.